This is a messenger RNA of Fonsecaea multimorphosa CBS 102226, 1422 nucleotides long. RefSeq lists its product as uncharacterized. Bases 1 to 1422 code for a protein of 473 amino acids. NCBI's taxonomy places the organism in Eukaryota, Fungi, Ascomycota, Eurotiomycetes, Chaetothyriales, Herpotrichiellaceae. The transcript is spliced from 2 exons. Gene Ontology annotation, molecular function: protein binding. The record is from RefSeq and is a predicted model, not a curated record.
AUGGCUGAUCCUUUGUUAGCUGGAGUGGACUUUGAAGAAGCUGCAGGAAAAUGGAGAGCCGGAGAUGCCGUCAAGUCCAUGCGUUUCUUUUCCAGAGCCGUCGAGGUAUAUGACCAGGGGUUACAAAUCUACCCAACGAGCAUUGAUCUCGCCUACAAUAAAGCCAGAGUCUUGUUGGAAAUUGCAACGCAUCCUCUGCUCGUGCCACAUCUGCACCGGCCGCUUCUGGAGGUUUUGCAGCAGGCAUUGGAGGCGCAUCGUUACGCUCUUACUCUGGACCAGGACAACCCAGACACUUUGUUCAACACGGCCCAAGUUCUGACGGCUAUCGCCGAAGUCUAUGCCAAAGAUGCCAAUCACGCUGAUCGGGAUGUGCUGCAACUGCUCGAGGAAGCUUUGGAACUCCAAAAUCGUUGCUUAAGCAUACAAGAGCUCAAACUCGAUGAAUACAUGCAACAACAGGAUGAGGCGGCCGCCCAAAUUGCUUCAGAGAACUCCAUGGAACCCAUCACCAGCUCGAACGAUGACGGCGACACCGGUCCCGCUGCAGCUGGCACUGAAAACCAGUGGUUCUCCGUCGUGGAGCCAGUGACAAAAGAUACUCUUAUCGACACUAUCCUUACCCAGCUGGGGACCCUCACUACACUCAGCAGCAUUCUGAGCUCUUCAGACUCCGUCCCGACCUCCAGCUUAGGUUACAUCGAAGAAUAUUCUUCCAAAUUGGUCAAGAUAAAACUGCCACCGCUUCUGCAAGAUGCCGAGCCAGAGAGACUGCAAGAAGUUGCACUUGCUCGGGCGAAUCUGGUAUCCGAAUUGCUCAAGGCAGGCUACCUCUUGGGCUCAAUCGACCCAGCCACAUACAAGCGGGAGCGGGAUGAAGCAUUUCAAGUGCCUGAAUUAGACCUGGAAAGGAACUUUCCUGCCUUGCUAGCUAACGCGAACAGUCUAAUUGCUUUCAACUCUGCUCUUGCGGACGGCGAGCCCUCUAACGCCGUCUCCUAUGCAUCUAUGCGGUGGAGUGCUUUAGCUGCAGCAAUGGCCAACAUGGCUACAGCUUCAAAGAUUUCUGGUCCGCUGCCUGAGGACAUUGCUGAAACGCAUUUCAUCCGUGGAAAUUGCUCUCUUCUGCAACAUCAACUAGGUCAGUCGCCGAUAUCCUUUAACGCUGCCAUUGCGAACGGGCCUCAGCUCCUGAAGAAUGCGGAGACCUUUUAUCGCAAUGCUAGCAAACUCUAUCAGGACACCGAACAGAAAGCCGCAUCGCAGCUGAGAGCCGUGGUUGCUCAGGCUAUUCAAACGCGAAAUGAUGUGGCCUCCGUUGCUGUCCAGCAUGACCAAGGGAGAGGCCAGGAAUGGGUUAGAGUCCAACUCGAUGACAUGGUCGAUGAUGGGCUCAUCACGCCAUUGGCUCAUUCUCUUUGA